This is a messenger RNA of Tilletiopsis washingtonensis, 1237 nucleotides long. RefSeq lists its product as hypothetical. The transcript has 5 exons. The coding region runs from base 350 to 1195 and encodes 281 amino acids. The record is from RefSeq and is a predicted model, not a curated record. Lineage: Eukaryota; Fungi; Basidiomycota; Exobasidiomycetes; Entylomatales. Gene Ontology annotation, cellular component: mitochondrion; membrane. Gene Ontology annotation, biological process: mitochondrion organization.
UUCAACGGUGCGUGGCGUCGCGGUGUGGGCAGUGAGGAGAGGUGCGCAGCUGGAGAGGCCGCCAUGGGCCGUGCCGCGGCGCUUCGCGCUGCCGAUGAUGCCGCGAUCGCCGCGCGCGGCUGCGUGCGCACGGCGGCGACGGCGGGGCACCUCGGCGGCAAUGUUGCUGGAGCGCUGCCCUCGCGGGUGUGCGGCUGCAGCUGGUGCGCACGCUGUGUGACGCCGUGCGCUGGCUGCGGCACCGUCGCACCUCUGGGGGGCCACUGCCCGUGCUGCCAGCCUCGUCCAUGUCCCCUCCCGCUGUGCGGCCUCGCCGCUGCGUCCGGCGCGCGGCUGUGCUGCCGCCGAGAUGGCGCUGUGCUUCUCACGCUGCGGUGCUGCCGCCGAGAUGGCGCUUUGCUCCUCGCGCUGCUGCGCCGGCCUGCUGACACACACACGCCCACACACAGUCGACGGUGGCCACCGCGCCAUCAAGUACUCGCGCCUCUCGGGCGUCAAGCCGGACAUCUACAACGAAGGCACGCAUCUUGUGAUCCCCUGGUUCGAGACGCCCAUCGACUACGACGUGCGCGCCAAGCCGCGCAGCAUCGCGUCGCUCACCGGCACAAAGGACCUGCAGAUGGUCAACAUCACCUGCCGCGUGCUGAGCCGCCCGGCCGUCGAGCAGCUGCCGACCAUCUUCCGCGAGCUGGGCACCGACUACGACGAGCGCGUGCUGCCGAGCAUCGUCAAUGAGGUGCUCAAGAGCGUCGUCGCGCAGUUCAACGCCUCGCAGCUCAUCACGCAGCGCGAGAUGGUGUCGCGCCUGGUGCGCGAGAACCUGACGAUGCGCGCGCGGCGCUUCAACCUCGUGCUCGACGACGUCUCCAUCACGCACGUCGCCUUCUCGCCCGAGUUCACGCACGCCGUCGAGGCCAAGCAGAUUGCGCAGCAGACGGCACUGCGCGCGGCGUUCCUCGUCGACCAGGCGAUCCAGGAGAAGGCCAGCAUCAUCGUGCGCGCACAGGGAGAGGCCAAGUCCGCGGAACUCGUGGGCCAGGCGGCACGCGGCGGCUUCCUGCAGCUGCGCAAGCUCGAGGCGGCGCGCGACAUUGCCCACAUCCUCGCCAACAGCGGCAACCGCAUCAUGCUCGAUGCCGAGAGCCUGCUGCUCAACGUUGCCGACCAGGACCCCGAUGCCAAGAAGAAGAGAUAGGCGCGUGUGUCCCGCUGGCAAUCACCACCACUUUUGUGCAGA